Molecule: messenger RNA, 2735 nt
Organism: Thamnophis sirtalis
Lineage: Eukaryota; Metazoa; Chordata; Lepidosauria; Squamata; Natricidae
Source: RefSeq, a predicted model, not a curated record
GGGGAACCCCAGACUUGCUAUCAUGGAUAUGACUCUUUUGAGUUUCCAAGGAGCAACCGUUUGCGGUACCAUUCUCGAAUAUCAAUCGCUAAAUAUCAGUUGAGAAAACGCUUCACUAAGGGAUGCAAGAAAACAUGCCUUACCACCAAGUGGGUACCCCAGUGUUGUGCAAACCACUAUGGAAAGAACUGCCAUGUGUGUCCCGGAGGACUGGAAGCACCAUGCCAAAAUCGUGGUACAUGUGAUGAUGGGCAUAAAGGCUCGGGACAGUGCAAUUGUAGUGCAGCUUUUGUUGGAGUGGCUUGUGAACUCUGUGCUCCAGGGUAUUAUGGGCCAGACUGCAAAGAGUGCAAUUGUUCAGGAAACGGGAUAUGCAACGAAGGGCUGCUUGGAGAUGGCUUCUGCUUCUGCUCUGUGGGAUGGACAGGAGACCACUGCGAAACCAAACUAGCUGCAGUGCCUCGUUGCUCCCCAGCCUGCCAUCCAAAUGCUGUCUGCCGAGCUAAUAAUAUCUGUGAAUGUAACCUCUACGAUGAGGGAGAUGGAAAGAAAUGCACAGAUGGGGUUCCACCUCUGUAUAGUAGGUUGGCUUUUUAACCGUACAGCCGGUUACCCAACAGUAUACCCAAGUCAGAACUGUGGUACUCAUCAUGUGGGCAUUGUAAACUAUGGCUAUCGAAACAACGUCAGUGAAAAGUGGGAUGCUUACUGCUAUCAAAUUCAAGAAGUACAGUGCAAUUGUAGGGAUGGGUACAUUGGAGAUGGCUAUUCCUGCACAGGCAGCCUUUUGGAUGUGCUGGCUCAACAGGCAAACUUUUCAGUCUUCUAUUCAAUAAUUCUGGAUUUUGCUAAUACCACUCAAGAAGGAGUAGAUUUUUUAAAUUUCCUCUCUGAGGACAUCGCAUAUAAAACUCUUUUUGUACCCUUGAACUCUGGCUUUGGCGAUAAUACAGUUUUGACUACUGUGAAACCAUCUGCUGCUCUGACAAUUGGCAUAAGCACCGUUUUUGCUAUAAUUCUGCUCUGUACAACUAUCGCUGGAUUAUCCUAUUUCUGCCUCAAAAGGAGAAACCAACUGAUCCACUUUCGCUAUUUUAGGGCUGAGCUAGAUGAUGAUGAACCUUCCUGGCAAGGAAGGAGCCCACACUUAGUAUCCAUUCCAAAUCCUAUUUAUGGAGCAGAUAUCUCGAUCUAUGAGCCAUUUGAGGAGUCUCUCCACAAAGAAGAUUUUGUUGAUACUGAAGACAUUCUUGGAGAAUAAUAAUAUGCUGUAAUACAAACCAGGAUACAAAAAUUCCAGAAAUUUUGAAGAAACAUUUCACAUACCUCAAUUCUAUUCCUUUUAAAGAUUAUGGGAAGGAAUUAUGAUCGAAAGAGCUAUCGGCAUUUACAAUCCCAUAAAUGAUUUCCAAUUUUUUUUUUGUUUAGAAUCCACUCCCUCAUGUUGCAUUGCCUCUUUUUAGAGACCUACAGUAAUAAGUUCUGAGUGUAACUGUAAUAUGAAUGGAAAGAACUUGAAGAUGUAUGUAGUAUGCACAGAAUUCUUUGGAUCCUGUCCAUGAAGCUUCAAUUUUCUACUUAAGAAUGAUUCAUGAAUGUGUCUGGCAAAUGGAUACUGUGAGAACCCUGUCUGGGCCAAUGAAAUUUCAGUUCAGAUUUAAUGAAUGAACAAAUUAACUUUGAAACUGCACUACUGACCUUACCGGUAAACUGUAGACAGCACAUAUUUGUAAACAUUCUGAAUGUUAAUGCACUGUAAAGCAAUUAUUAACAUUUUUUACUACUAGGUAAGCAUGACUACAUCAACAUGCUACCAGUAAAGAUGCCAAUUAUCUCUCUUUGCCUUAUAAUUAGUAUUGUUUCUUUCUCUCUUCCCAUGAAGAAAACGGAAAUAUAUUAAUUGUAAGACUAUUCCACAAUGAAACAAUGUAUUAUUUUUGUAAAAAAUAAAUGGUGUUAUGCCUAGUAACCAAGCACAUCGAUAUCUCACCCUCGCAACAACAAAUAUUGUCAUUCCAAUAUCAUGUAUUUGAACAUUCCAUUUAGAUCAAGUAUGGGAAAUUAUCCUUACACACACAAUUCUGGAAAAGAUAAACACAAUAUUUUAUUCUGUGGACAGACACAGGAAUCAGAAUUAACCAUUGUACCCAAUUUUGGAAAAACAUCAAAUUAUUUUCCAUGUUUUUAAUCGCCUAUUUCUAAACUAUCUAGCUUUUGCUGAUCAGCCUACCUUGAAAAGUAACAGACAUUGUCUUUACCAAUCAGAGUUUAGGAAGUUCAUUGGUAAUUUAAUGAUUUCAUAUUUAGAAGAUAAACCAAUUAGGCCUCAUCGGUAUUUAAAAAUGGCAGCUGCCUAGCUCAAGCUACAAUACUGCACCAUGGUAUCCCUACUUUCAUCUACCCUGAUGCCUCUUUCAUGAUGCAACUUCUACCUUUUGCUCUCAGUGUUCUUUUAGAGGCAAAAUAUGGAUGUAAAAGUAGUUCAUCAAUAAAACAUUUCCUAUGGAUUGGAAAAGCUACGACACGGCCUCAGAGAGAGAAGGAAGGAACAAGUAUCUCCAGAGAAAAGUUCCAUAAAUGCAACCCUAAUGAUGGCAACAUCCAUGAUCUUUCCUAAUAUAACAAUUUUCUAUAGAACAGACACAAUUACAGAAAAUCAUCAUAUACAUUCCUAUUUUCCAUACGUAACUAUGGCAAGUUAGCUUAUGUGCACAGUGAGUCUUUCUCCUGAAGUG